This is a messenger RNA of Gaeumannomyces tritici R3-111a-1, 1720 nucleotides long. RefSeq names its product chorismate mutase. Gene Ontology annotation, cellular component: cytoplasm. The record is from RefSeq and is a predicted model, not a curated record. Gene Ontology annotation, molecular function: chorismate mutase activity. NCBI's taxonomy places the organism in Eukaryota, Fungi, Ascomycota, Sordariomycetes, Magnaporthales, Magnaporthaceae. The transcript has 2 exons. The coding region runs from base 581 to 1420 and encodes 279 amino acids. Gene Ontology annotation, biological process: aromatic amino acid biosynthetic process; chorismate metabolic process.
GCCCCCCCGUCCAAGCUGGGCCGCCGCUCGGAGGCGAAUUUAAAGACGUGCUCGAUUGCAUCAAAUUACACCACAACAGAACGAUCAGCAGGUAGCUGGAUAUUGAGUAUCAUGAGGCUCCCUGGUACAGACUUAUUUAGUGUAACAAGGCUGGCAGGAUGACAACCGUCGAGCCAGCGAAGAGCAGCGGCUUCCAAACCGCCAUGGAUACCCAGAUGAGAAAAAAGAAGCCGGGAAGCAAUCGCGGGCUUACUAGUACAUCCUUUCUGUAGUGAGCCCAUGAUUCGACCAAUAUCGGCCGGCUCCCACGUAAGGCGGUCUUCUCACCCGCCUUGGACCAGGCCAGCAGAGAAAAAGUCUCACAGUCGCAACCACAAGAAACCCCCAAAGCCCUGACUCGACCGGAUAGGCACAAACUCGACAGAGCGGUCAAAGUCACUUGAAGUCGUCCCUAUUUAAAGCCUCCAGCCCCCUCCGUUUUCGGGCGCGGGGUCCAGGUUAGUCUGACUCUCAGACUCCAUAUUGAUGAUAUCUUGGCCCCAUAUUGCUACCCCCACCCGCUAUCAGUCUCCAAACGACCAUGUUUAGACAUAUCCUAACUCCAGUCAUAUUAGCCCUCUCAACUCUUGCAAUGGACUCUUUGAUCGACCUGUCAGACGCCACCUCGGCGCUGGAUCUAAACCGGAUCCGGUUCCAGCUCAUCCGGCUGGAGGACACCAUCACCUUCCAUCUCAUCGAGCGGGUCCAGUUCCCGCUCAACCGGAACAUCUACGUGCCCGGGGCCGUCGAGAUCCCCAACAGCACCCUGAGCUUCAUGGAAUGGUACCUCCGCGAGCAGGAGGCGCUGUCAUCGCGCAUCCGCCGCUACAAGUCGCCCGACGAGUAUCCCUUCUUCCCAGACGCCCUCCAGGAGCCGAUACUGCCGUCGUUGAACUACCCCAAGAUCCUGCAUCCCAAUGACGUCAACGUCAACCCAAAGAUCAAGGAGUUCUACACCGAGAAGUUCCUGCCCGCCGUCUGCUCCGACUUUGGCCACGACGACAGGGGCCCCCAGCAGGAGAACUACGGCUCCACGGCCACUGAGGACAUCGCCUGCCUGCAGUCGCUGUCGCGGAGAAUCCACUUUGGGAAGUUUGUGGCCGAGUCCAAGUUUCUUAAGGAGCAGGACAGGUUCACGGCCCUCAUAAAGGCCUGCGACCGCGACGGCAUCGGCCGUGCCAUCACCAACGAGGCCGUCGAAAAGCAGGUCCUCGAGCGGCUCAGGCUCAAGGCCGAAACCUACGGCAGGGAUCCCAGCACCCCGCAAAGCGAUAUCCCCAACAAAAUCAAUGUCGACGCCGUCGUCGCCAUGUACAAGGACUUUGUCAUUCCUCUGACCAAAGAGGUCGAGGUUGAAUACCUCAUGCAGAGGCUGGAAUGAAACGCUCCGGGCGGCGGCACUAGCUGAGCGACGGCUAGGGGCAAGGGAAUUCCAAGCGGGAAGGGUAAAACAAAACAAGAAUUAGAUCAUGCGCUUGUCCCACGCUUAUACGCGCGAAUUUUCGCCAUGGUUUUUUUCUUCAUUACACUUAUAGCCCACGCUCACAAAGGCGGGCUCAAGUAAUCGCUGAUGGCCUUGACUGCCCCCUCGAACUUGACCGCCUCAAUCAAAAUCAUGUGUCCCUGCGACUUGACCCCCAUCUCCUGGAACGCCCUCUUGCUGUCCGCCACGGCCUCGUCC